GAUCAACGCUAUCGGUCUGAAUAAGCCAAACGCAGUUAAACUAGAGCAUGCCCCGCACACGGCUUCUGGCUCGAUGCGUUGAAAGGGGAUGUUUUUUCGGGGUUUCGGUCUUCGCCCACCUCCGCCUUCUCUUAUAAAAAGGCGCAGCGUUUCUUUCUCAGGGCAGUUGAACUCUCUCCGUCCGUCAGUCGCUAUGUACUCAAAGGAUGCUCAAGAGAGCUUAGAGAGCGGCGGCGGCGGCGGCGCGCGCUGUCGCUGUAGCAACGGGCGGAGGAGCGCGAACGCGGUGCUCCUCAUCCAGAGUCUAUUAACAGUCGCUUGUGCAGCCUUCAGCCUCAACAUCUUCCUCAACCAGCAGCAGCAGAAGGAAAAAGGGAUAUUCAUGCAAAUGCACGAAUUAGAUUCAGAUGAGCUGAAAUUCUUUGCCAUCUGGAACCAGGAAGUGGAUCUGAACAACGAGAAGAGGGUGAAGCUGACCUGCUCAGGACCGUACAUGGUCUAUCUGUGGGCUUGUUUCGACAGUUUUAACGCUGAACCUGUUGCCAACCUGACAAUGGAACAGGGAAACAAAGUGUUCCACCUGCAGACCCUGCAAGACGGAGAGUGCCAUGAGAUGCAAAGUGUUUUCAUGCUCUCCGAUAAAAGCGAAGUCACGUUGAAAGUCAACGACGCCAAGGACUCUUUCAAGAUCAAGCUCUUCUUAGGCCUGCACUACAUGCUAGGAGCCCAGUGCUUCACCUAUCCGCUAUAGAAGCUAGCUUUUGGAUAUGAAGCUUUUUAAGGUGCUCGUUCUUCAGAAGAGCUGUUUAAAUGAUAAAACGAUGGCGUGGCCCUCAGUUUGAAUGAAAUAUCUCUCGUUUUCACCCUGAUUUGUAUUGUGGCGGUGACGCCAUAGUCAGACUUGCCCUGGACCGAAAAUGUAACCGUGAAGCUAAAGAGGAAGACACGGAAGACAUUUUUCCGUAACGGAAAAGUCUGUUAUUUUACCAUACCAUAUUAAAGCUUCCUGGCUCUUCGAGACGGACUAUUUGUGAAACGCCUACUGCAUCGCAGUGAAAAUGGGCGAAAGAUGUGGUUUUUGACCGCUUUGUCUCUUUGUCAGCUCAAAGAGAGCAUACCUCGCCACGAUCUGGAUUACUGGCCCCGCCGUAAGUGAAUGUAUCUGCUCUGCGGAAGGCCUUUAUCCGAAGUUACCAGCUGCAGAUCCUUUUGAAGCUACUUCUGAUCAAUGUACAUAGUACUGUUAUUUGAGCAGAAAUAAUGAAAAGAACACCCUCAGACAUCUUCCCGAUACAGCUUUCAAAUACUGACAUAGCAAUAAUGUUCUCAAUGUUUGUCGUUAUCAUUGUAUUUAUAUGGAAGAAAACUCCGCAUACGAAAGGAAAAGGGUGACAUUUUAUAUUUCAGUUUGGGCUUUGGAACAGAUAUGUAUUGUGAUUGUAAUACAGAAAUGAAUGUUGUUGUUGUUGUUGUUGUUGUUGUUUUUGUAAGAUGUUUAAAACAGUUUAAUUAUGUAAACUGUAUGUGAUCGAAUGUUUGAUGAUUUAUUCAAAUCAGAGUUAUUGGAUAACGCAAGGAGCUAAUCCACACUGUCAAGUUCUGAUAGUGCCCUUUCCCUUUAAAAGCACAUGUUGGAAAAUGUAUUUAUUGAAAUUAAAUUAAAGUGUAUUUUUUAUUUAAUCAAACCACUGCUAUAGUGAUGGUGGGGGGAAAAAAGCACUAAAGACCUCAAAAGCAAAAGCAAAAAAAAAAACCUGUAUCAUUCGCAUCUCAUUCAUUCACUCACUCACUCAUCAGAUGUAUUUCAAUUCAGUCUUUUCUUACAUUUUCAUCUCCUUUUUGUUUGUUGGACUUUGUUUAUGAAGCUUUAAUGUCUCACCUGCUCGUUCAAACCCCUGCUGCAGUUUCUCUAGCAAUGCUUUAUUUAUACAGCAGAGUUUGCACUUUUAUUUUAUAAAUAUUGU
Puntigrus tetrazona (Sumatra barb) is the source of this 1964-nucleotide messenger RNA. RefSeq lists its product as uncharacterized. Bases 89 to 751 code for a protein of 220 amino acids. The transcript is spliced from 3 exons. Lineage: Eukaryota; Metazoa; Chordata; Actinopteri; Cypriniformes; Cyprinidae. Gene Ontology annotation, molecular function: protein binding. The record is from RefSeq and is a predicted model, not a curated record.